AUGUCCAACAUGUCCCAGAGGCCCAUCUACGGUAUGCUCCUCCGCUCUAACUCCGCUUACCUAGUGUCCAACGGAAAUGGCGGCUGGGACCCCACCCACGUCCCAGCCGACACCCAGCACCUGGGCGCCCACGCGCCCUCGUACGGCUCGACAUCGAUGAAAUCCGUCCCCCAGGAACCAAUCGGAACCAUGCAGCCGGUCCAGCUCAUCAGCGCCCAAAUCUGCCCCGUCACUGGUCAGCCGCACGAGGAGAAGUCGCGUCCCGGCGCAAUCGGACUGAUGAUCGGUAUCUGUUUCUGUCCCAUCGGGUGUAUUGCCGUCAUUUUCGACCAGAAGCGUACGUGCCCGAACUGCAACUACGUGAUUGAGGAGGCUUGGGGCGGGUGUUAG
Messenger RNA from Cutaneotrichosporon cavernicola, 390 nucleotides. RefSeq lists its product as uncharacterized. Lineage: Eukaryota; Fungi; Basidiomycota; Tremellomycetes; Trichosporonales; Trichosporonaceae. Bases 1 to 390 code for a protein of 129 amino acids. The record is from RefSeq and is a predicted model, not a curated record. The transcript is spliced from 2 exons.